Messenger RNA from Solea solea (common sole), 5632 nucleotides. RefSeq names its product zinc finger E-box-binding homeobox 2-like. Lineage: Eukaryota; Metazoa; Chordata; Actinopteri; Pleuronectiformes; Soleidae. The transcript has 8 exons. Gene Ontology annotation, biological process: regulation of transcription by RNA polymerase II; anatomical structure development. The record is from RefSeq and is a predicted model, not a curated record. Bases 687 to 3887 code for a protein of 1066 amino acids. Gene Ontology annotation, molecular function: RNA polymerase II cis-regulatory region sequence-specific DNA binding; DNA-binding transcription factor activity, RNA polymerase II-specific.
AACAAAACUUCAACUCUGUCAAAUAAACUUUCGGGGAGAGGGAAAACACAGAUUUUCUCUCUCCGAUUAUGCACUUAUUGGCAUUUCUGAGAAGAGAAAUGUGUAAAUAAACAAGUAAUAAUCGACCUUUACCUCGUGAAAACACACUGGAGUAAAGUUAAAGCAGACGCGAUGAGGUCAGAAAACCAGAAGAACAUGUUCAGAUGUUCCUAAGAGUCCUCUUUAUAGUGGAGAGGAGGCGCAGGGAAGAGGAUUCUGGACAAUAAUGCUGUCAAAGCUGGACCGGCUGCACUGUGCGUGCGUGUGUGUGUCUGUGUGAGUGAGUGAGUAAGUGUGAGAGGGUGAGUUCUACCAUCACCACCACCAAAAUGAGGAAGGUGAACGUGCGCGCUGCCAAGACUGACCUCAGGUCCAACCUCUGCUGCUGACAUCACUCCUCCUCACGGCUCGUCGCCUCAGCCUGGAGUCCCAUCAAGGUCUGAGUCUCCCGCUGUGACCGAAGGAGGCGAUGCCUCGACACCAUUCAUUCUCAGGCAGGCGCUCACUCAGGACAGGCGCACACACACACACACACACACACAUACACACAACACACCGCUCAUCAUCACCUACACCAUCAUCAUCAUCGUCGUCAUCAUCACUAUCAUCAUAGCCGGACAAACUGUGAAGCGAAGUGAAGUGUGAGGAUGACAGAAGAAAGCAGGGGCAAACGGAGGAAACAAGCAAACCCCAGGAGGAACCGAGUGGAUGCUGAACAAGUGACUUCACUGGGAUCUGAAGGGGAGGAUGAGGUGGGUCUGUGGAGCCUGGAGCCCCAGGAAUGCCAGGAGAGCCUGGACAAGACGAGCCUGACACCCAGCGAGGGGACGGAGGAGGCCAGCAGUCCUGCCCGCUCCACGCAGCCACACAGCCUCAGCCCCAGCAGCAGGAACUACUGGGUGCAGGUGGAGCCAGAGGCUGAGGCUGCCGAGGACACCAUUACUGCAUCCACCAGUGACAGGGAAGGAGACCAUGAUCCACUGAGGAUGUACUGUAAGAACUCAGACUCCCAGAAUGCCUUGGAGGACCUGGCUCAUUAUGAAUUUUUGGCCCAGCUCAAGAAGGCUUCUACCUCUGCCAGUCUCUUGGACCAUCUGAACCACAACGGCACAGCAGCUGUGUAUCACCAGGGCAGCAAACACGAUGACCUCCCGCCUGCCAUCUGGUCACCGGGAGCUCAGCACUGCUCACCUGAGGGCGCAGAUGCAGGAAGGAACCAGCAGGUUUGUCCGUUCUGCCACAGGAUGUUUCAGCGAGGAGCCACUCUGAGGGAGCACAUAAAGUACUGUCAAGAGAGGGAGGGGGGCCACAUGGUCUGUCCACUCUGUGGAUACACUGCCCCCCUUAGGGCACAGAUGGAGCAGCACCUGGCACUUCACAAUCAGAUGCAGGACAAGAGUCCCAUCACGCUGGAUCAAGGCAUGGAAACCAGGAAGUUCAAAUGUCUCCAGUGUGGGAAAGCCUUCAAGUACAAACACCACCUCAAAGAGCAUCUCCGCAUCCACAGCGGUGAGAAGCCGUACGAGUGCUCCAACUGCAAAAAACGCUUCUCUCAUUCCGGCUCUUACAGCUCCCACUUGAGCAGCAAAAAGUGCCACAGUGGUGGAGGCAAUGGAGGGGGAAAUCCAGGAGGAGCCAGUGGGGCAUUUAAUGGACAUAGCCAAAGCCCCUACCACCACUCAUUUCUCCCAUCUCCCUCUGCAGGCAGAGGGAGGAUCAGUAAUGACAAGGACUCGCCUUUGUCUUCACAGAAUCAAGAUAAUUCCAGAUCCCUGGGCAGAGCACCAGAGGAUCCUCAUCAGCUUUUGUUGCAGGAUAGCAACCAGAACCCCACUGGCUUUCCCAAAGCGUUGGAUCUGGCUCAGCUCUGGGACCCCUCGGCAGAGCUUUCUCUGAGGGCCAGUAUCCUGAAAGAGACCAACCUGCUACCUUAUCCUUACUCUGGCACCAAGUUUGAGCAGAUGCUGCAGGAGAUGCUGCACAGGGAGGUGAAAAAAGAGGAGGACAUGGAAAGAGGUGGAGCCGUAGCAGAGGAAAAACGGCUCAUUCACAACGGAGGGCCCGAGAAGAAACUGUCGCCUGAAAGAAGGAGAGAGUCGGGUGAAGGGGAGAGAGGUGUGCUCGGGGUGACGUGUCGCUGGUGCUCACAGCUUUUCCCGAAUGUGGCAGUGCUGCUUCAGCAUGAGCGCUACCUCUGUAAGAUGAACCGCGAGGCAGUGGAGAUGCCUGAGGGUCUUCGCGGCAAAGACCCCUCCUCGCCACCUGUAUUCUUACCCCGACCUGAUCUUCACCCAGAGAACAGCAAACCGUGUGAGGUAAUCAACGGCCUCUCUGGAAACAAGUCGCCGCUGCACAAGCCCAGCUGGCAUUCUGUCACACAGCAGCUUUUGGUGGCAAUGCACUCCCCACCGCCGCAGCCUCGCCAGGACGUCCUGUCCUCGCGUGCAUAUUGGUCCAGCCAGGAGAAGGUAAGCCCGAGCCAAUCGAUCAUCCACUCUCCAGAUCUGUCAUCACCCAGAGCCAGAAGAAGAGUUCCCUCCUCUGGAUUCAGCUCUCCUGUCUGCCUCGACCUGACCAGCUGUCCUCCUGAAAUCUCCUCACCUCAGAACCAGACCGGCAGCUCUUGGUCUGCACAGAAUGAACCUCUGGACCUCUCCCUGCCCAAGCAGCUCUCAGACCAUGAACGGAAGAACAAAACUGUCAAUGGCAGCUCGUCCAGAGGUGACAAGAGAGAGUUUGGGAGCCAGCAGCUAAAGAGACUCAUGUCCAACUUAAGUCCCACGUCACAUCUACCCUUUCACCACCAUCCGGUCUACAGUGGGGCCAGAGCUCCCAUGUUUCCAGGAUCCCUGUACAAUGGUUUUCCUAUCAUCAACCAGUCUGGUUUAGGGCUUUCAGGACAUGAUGCCACUGCAUCGAUUCCCUUCAGCCAGCCAGCUAAUAGCUCUGGAUUUCUCUCCCCUUUGACUUACAUGAUGGAGGCAGACGCAGAGGCCACACUGAAGAAGAUCCACCAUGAAAGACAAGCUCUGAUGGGCGACGUAUUAAGCCGAGGAGCUUUGGAAUACCUCUCGCUAAUGGAUGAAAGUCUGGAGGGAGAGGGUGGGCCAGGGAGGAAGAGGCUGAAGAAGACGGAUGAGGGGAUGUACGCUUGUGACAUUUGCGAAAAAACCUUCCAGAAGAGUAGCUCGCUGCUUCGACAUAAAUAUGAGCACACAGGCAAACGUCCCCAUGAGUGCAAAAUCUGCAACAAGGCCUUUAAGCAUAAGCACCAUCUGAUCGAGCACAGCCGGCUGCACUCCGGAGAGAAACCCUACCAAUGUGACAAAUGCGGCAAGCGCUUCUCUCACUCCGGCUCGUACUCGCAGCACAUGAACCACCGCUACGCUUACUGCAGCAAAGACCAGGAUCCAGACCAGGAACACGAGGAGAUGCCUUUCACCCCUCGAGCGGACGGUGUUCUCGCGGGCCGGCUGGCUGACGAGGCCCCUCUGUCUGUGGAGGACGCCCAAACUCCUCAUUUAUUCCUCAGUGACUCCAGUCUGGAUGGAGCUACGGAGGGAUUCAAAGAGGAGGAGGAGGAGGAGGAGGAGGAGGAGGAAGGUAAAGAGGCAGGAGUUGGCGAUGGUCACGUGGAAGAGGCAAAUGAGGAUUUGUCAGGGGAGCUGUUAGAAGAUUUCACCGUUCAUGGUUCGCCAACAAGGGAGAGAGACACUUGCGAUGUGGGAAACCAAGUUGACGAUGUCGACGGCGACAUGUGGGACAAAGGCACUGAGGAGCAGAGUGGAAAUGUAGACAAAUAUGAACCAAGCCCGGAUGUUACACAUUUACCCAAUAUAAAAACCUAAGGUGACCUUAACAAGCCAAUGCAAUGCAUAUACUGUACAUAUAAAAGACUUUUGAUACUUCUUUUUUUUAAAUCUUUUUUUGUAUAUAUACUGUAUAUAUAAUAGCUUCACUGAUUUUACUUUUCAACUUUUUUAACCACAUGAAAAAUGCACAAAUCUGCCAAAGAAUGGGCCUUAAAGUGGAUCAAGCCAAACAAUAUGUAUGUGACCAUGCAGGAUAAAAAAAUGCAAAAUGUACUUCAUGUGCCUACAGUGUUUUUUAUAUAUUGUUUUUCUUUUCUUUUUUGUUUGCGUUGACUUCCGUAAGGUCACACGUCCAGAUGUGAUAUUGUAGAAAUCUUACUUUUUAUAUGCUUACUGCUGCUGACAGCCGCUAAACCAGAAGCUUGUGUGCGUGUGUGUGUGUGUGUGUGUGUGAGAGUGUGUGUUUUAAUUUACUUAGUUUGGAACGAUAUGACUGCUCACAUGGAGAUGCAUCCCAGUGGGUGGUUUUUCAGAAAACAGGCUCAGUAGGAAUUGAUUGAUCGCAGGACGGACUGUUAUUGUAAAUACCAUGAAGGCCAUACGGUUCUUAAAGGCUACAGAUGCAGACUUAACAACAGAACCUGAUGCCUAGUAUUUAUUCCUUCUAAGAAGUCCAAGAGAAUUCACUUUCUUAAUAUCUUGGUGUGUCUACGGUCAGUUUUGUCACAAAAUCUUUACCUCCAUUUUAAGAAUUACCAAUCAUUGUCAGUUAAAACACACAUGUACAGUAUUUUUUUACUUUUUCUCCCCAAGGCAAAUACGUGCUUGGAUGAACAGUAGAAGUUUCUGUAACCAUUAAUGCUGUGAAAACAUAAGGUAAAAACCAACUCAUCUCUUCAGGGGUAAACGGUGCUCAGUGGCUUUAAUUAAUCAGCAAUCUAUCCAGUGUGCAAAGACGGGGGGCGGAGGGGGGGGGGAGAAACGGAAGGCAUAUAUUUAUUUAUUUUUUUUAACUAAAGAGUGAACUGCACCUAUUUAAUUGCACGUUUGAAAGAGUCAUCUCUGCAUUUCUACGUGGAACGUUAAAAACGGGCAAAAGAUGAAGUCAGUCUCUGGGGUUUUUUCUUUUUUUGUCUCGUGUCUCACUAUUUGUGUAUCAUUUACAUGGAGCUGCUCUAUUUCAUUUAAUGCCAUAAAUGUCUGUUAUUCUUUUUUUUUUGUAAUAAUGUGCAUGUGCCACAGCCUAUCUUCACACUUCUGGAAGAAUAAAAAAAGUGUCACACAGUCAGGCUGUUGAGGUGUGGCAAGUCGGUCAAGACUCAGGACAUGAUCGUCACUUUUUUAACCUCCCUACUUCCUCUUUCCGACUGAGGUGUAGUCAACGUGAAAAGUGCCUCAGAUGUGCCGACACUGUGAGUAAUCUGACGAGGCCUUGGUUCGACGAGAUAAGAUGGUGGUGCAUGAGGUGUGACUAAGUUUUCAUGCACGUGGGUAUCAAAGUCACUGUGUGUGUGUGUGUGUUUAUCACUAAAGAUAUGCAUAUGUGACACCCAACUGCCACCCUACUCUUGCAUAUUUCCUUACCUGUUAUUCUGUUGUUGUUUUUUUAAAUUGUUUACUUCACUCAGAGUCUGUACACUUUUAAUGUUGAGCAGUAUUUUUUAUUAUUAUUAUUUUUUCUGUUGGGCACAAAUGCAACUUUUUGCAUUCCCUGUUUUUUUUUAUACACAUUUUUAUUUUGCAUGUUCGUGGAUAUUUGUAAUAAAAUUGUACACAUUUGA